Molecule: messenger RNA, 4341 nt
Organism: Brassica rapa (field mustard)
Lineage: Eukaryota; Viridiplantae; Streptophyta; Magnoliopsida; Brassicales; Brassicaceae
Product: protein DETOXIFICATION 43
Biological process (GO): transmembrane transport
Cellular component (GO): membrane
Molecular function (GO): citrate transmembrane transporter activity; antiporter activity; xenobiotic transmembrane transporter activity
Source: RefSeq, a predicted model, not a curated record
CACUCACAAAACCAACAAAAAAACAUCAGGAAAACAUGUCAUUAAUAGAGAGAAGAGAGGAACAUUACUCAAACUACUUUGUCCAAAGCUCUUCGUCCCUUUUCCACGACGCAGAAUCCGAAUUCCAGUCCCCAUAUCAAUCUGACUCAGUGCAAUUGGUCUUAGUCCGCAUCAAUGAAUCCCCGAGGGAUAAAGAACCAGGCGAUGUACGGGGCAGGAAGACAGAUGGAGGAUAUGCUUCAAUCUAGAGCUGGAUUUCCUCUAAUACUACGAAUGAACCUAAUCUCCGACUUUCGAGUUGUCUGGAGUAUUAUAAACCCUAGGUACCAUCAGAAUGUCGAGUGUUUAUUGUUUCGUUCUUACAACAAGAAACACAAACAAGCUACAGUAGUAAAAGAAAAAUGUAGGGGUAUCUUAACUAAUCAGAGAUUCUUCUCCCUGGAAGCAUAUGAAAGUAUUUGAAUCAUGCAAAUGAGACGCCAUGAUUAUCUUACAAUGAUUUUUUUCAUGUGUGUAACUGUUUUGUGAUGAAUUACAUAUCUUCAUCUAGUAAAAUCCGGAUGAUGCACACAUAACCAAAACAAAACUAAAAAAAUUGUAAACCAAAUGAAAACUACUAGUUAUUAGAUAAUUUUAUAUAUACAUCUCUAUAUAUAUAUAUUUCUUUUUUUUGAGAAAGGGCUUUACAUCUCUAUAUUUUCUACAGAUUUAUAUCCUGAUUUUUCUUUUAAUUUGAUAUUCCCAGUUUACGUCCAUCAUUUUAUAUAUAUGUGAAAAAUAGUAAUUUUUUUGUCAUCAACAUAAAUAGACUCGAUUAAGACUAUGUUAACCAAACAAGUGACCCUGUGUCCAUAUUAGACGACUGGCUUCGUGCACUAUACGUCCUUGUAUUCUGAGUCCGAGGUACAUGUGUGAGAUGGAAAGUAAAAAAGCUUUCCUUCAGAAUAAUAGUAAUUUCUCUUUUGAUUUUAUGCCACGAAAAAUAAAUGAGAAAAUUUGCUUCUCAUUUACAUCAUUAAUUUGAAUUGAUAUUUCAUAUAUGUCAAUGUCUACACCGAAAAAAACUUUACAAAUAUCACUAGUUCCAUAGUUCCCAAUUAAUCAAAUUAUAUACAAACGAUAGACUCACUUGGGGACAUAGGUGCACAAAUGUCUUCCCACCUCAUUGGCUCUGGUCUCCAAAUCCAACAAUACAUCUAAUAAAGCAAUCAUACAAUAUAAAAAAUAGUUACCCGUGCCGUUGUGCGACUAGACAUAAUGCUGUCAUUCUGGAGUGUUGAUGUCUUUGUGGUUGAAUAAUUUCCGAGAGACGUUAAGUGUGUUCCUAUGAAAUAUUUAGGCCACGGUACAUUCGUACUUUUUCUUGUACUCUUUAUAGAAAGUAUUGUGUGUUGUCAAAUAAUUUUAUCUUUUGAAUUUAGAGUGCGCACUACAUAUCUAAAUUUUCAUAAAUAAAAUCAGAAAAAAUCUAACAAUUCCAUCAACGAAUCAUUUUUACAUUUCAUCUGCCAAUAGUUUGAGAUAUGAAUCACAUUAUCAACACCCAUUCAUAUAGUAUAAUAAUUGUUAAACAUAGGGCAGCUUAUAGUAGAUGAUAAGGAACGUGAGGUAUCAACUUUAUAUACUUCAAUGGUUAUCGUGUUGGAAAAAAUAUUAGGUAAGGUGAGGGCGCAUAACAAUCCAAAUAUAUAUACAACUGUAUUAAGUAACAAAUGCGAAAGAAAAGAGAAAUGAAUGUUAAACUAAGUGAUCAUUUGUUGCAUUUUAAUUGGGAAUCCUACGUAGCCCACUCUUGUUGCAUAAAAUGUUUCGUUGAUUGUGACUUCAGCGACUACGUCACGUCUCUCAUACGUUUUCUGUUCACUAAAUGGUUUUGGUUUCAUACUCAAAUCGAAUAUUUCGUAUUCAUACCUAUUAAUCGAUGAAUUGUCAGCUAAUUAUUUGAAGGUACGGUUAAAAGCAAAGACGCUUAGAACUAAAUCAGUAUGGGAACAUGAUUUGAAUAUCAUGGCAUCGGUUUAACUUUAUCUUAAUGGUAUUGGGGACAAGAGACGAAACUUAAGCAAAAAUAUUGGUUAGGCUUGUACUGUAUCAUAUCCCGUGUAGUCAGAACGGUGCAAAUAUUAGCAAUUCCGAAAAUUUACAUGCAUAUAUUUACGAACUUAUUAUUAUAUGAAUUUGUAUCUUGUAAGAAAUUGUGGAUAUUGAUGUGGUAUGUGCUAUACACACGCCUUGAAAAGCUGCAAAAUUAAGUAGUAAUAUAUCACCCAACUUUUAACAAAAAAUAAUAUACAUAAAGUAAAAAAAAAGUAGGAUUGCAUUACUUUAUAAAUAAACCAUAGUGUGGAGAACAAAUGGACGAAAAUGAGAAAGGGAAUAUGAAUGGAAUUUGUGUAUAAAUUGGAGCCAAGUGUUGGCAUACACUUAUUAAAUUGUAGCCAAGUACUACUUCUGGCACACGCCUAGUAAUUGUUCCCUUUAAACUCUCCCAAACACUUACCUGUGUCACUACUCAUCCACGUGAUUACUUAAACAAGCGUUGACUCAUACAGACACGACAAAUUAAACACAGUGACCGUUUCUUUGGAGAGGAUCGAUGACGGAAGCUGGUGAUCUUACUUCGGUUCCAAACAGUGUGAUCAAGCCGUUCCCAUUUCUUGUUAUCUUCAAAGAUUUAAAACAUGUAUUCAGUAUGGAUGCCAUUGGGCGAGAGAUACUAAGCAUGGCGUUUCCGGCGGCUCUUGCUUUUGCUGCUGAUCCAAUAGCGUCUCUGAUCGACACCGCUUAUAUUGGACGUUUAGGAGCGGUUGAGCUAGCAGCGCUUGGAGUAUCCAUUGCGAUAUUCAAUCAAGCUUCUAGAAUCACGAUAUUCCCAGUUGUGAGCGUCACAACUUCCUUUGUCGCUGAGGAAGACACGAUGGAGAAGAUGAAAGAAGACGAAGCAAACAAAGCCAUUACUCAUGCAAAUACUUCAGCUGUUCAAGAUUCCUUGGAAAAAGGUGUUGCGUCGCCGGCAAGUAACAACACGAGCCAGCCGCAGCAAACGCCAGCUUCGGAUACAAAGCCAAGCAGCGGAAACAAAGCAAAAAAGAAAGGAAAGAAGAAUAUCAAAUCGGCAUCAACGGCCAUGAUCAUAGGGUUAAUCCUAGGCCUUGUGCAAGCCAUUGCCUUGAUUUUCAGCUCGAAGGUGCUUCUAGGCGUCAUGGGAGUGAAACCGAAUUCAGCAGUGUUAUCACCAGCGCACAAGUACUUGACCAUACGAUCAUUAGGUUCUCCUGCAUUGCUUUUAUCACUUUCAAUGCAAGGCAUUUUUCGUGGCUUCAAGGACACCAAAACUCCUCUAUAUGCUACUGUUGUGGCAGAUGUUAUCAAUAUCAUUCUCGACCCAAUUUUCAUCUUUGUGCUGCACCUUGGCGUCAGCGGUGCGGCCAUUGCUCAUGUCAUUUCUCAGUACUUCAUGACUCUAAUAUUGUUCAUCCGCCUCGCGAGUAAAGUUAAUUUGAUGCCACCAAACUUCGGAGAAUUACAGUUCGGAAAAUUCCUUAAAAGUGGGGGAUUAUUGCUGGCGAGGACCGUAGCUGUAACGUUUUGUCAGACAUUAGCAGCAGCAGUGAUGGCUCGUCUGGGAACAACACCCAUGGCUGCUUUUCAAAUAUGCUUACAAGUCUGGUUAACUACUUCUCUCCUCGCCGAUGGUCUUGCCGUUGCCGGUCAAGCCAUUCUGGCUUGUUCCUUUGCGGAGAAAGACUACAACAAAGUGACUGCUGCUACAUCGCGUGUUCUACAGAUGGGUUUUGUGUUAGGACUUGGACUGUCUGUUUUUGUUGGAUUGGGUCUAUACUUUGGUGCUGGAGUAUUCUCCAAGGAUGCUGCCGUUAUUCACCUCAUAGCCAUUGGAAUACCGUUUGUAGCAGCAACACAGCCAAUAAACUCAAUCGCUUUUGUGCUGGACGGAGUCAAUUUUGGAGCAUCAGAUUUUGCUUACACUGCAUACUCCAUGGUAGGAGUUGCGGCCAUAACAAUUGCAGCAAUAAUAUACAUGGCAAAGUUCUAUGGUUUUCUAGGAAUAUGGAUAGCCCUUACGAUCUAUAUGGGUCUCCGAACCGUUACUGGAAUUGCCAGGAUAGCAACAGGAACCGGACCGUGGAAAUUCUUGCGUGGACGAUCCCCUUCAUCUUCCUAGGACUUAGUUAAUAAUUAUAAGAGCGUUGCAUCCUUGUCUGUCUUUCUUAAUUUUUGGUUUUUGUUUCUUGAGUUUUUACAUUUUGUUUGAAAACCAGUUAUCUGUAUUGUUAUCUUCACAGCUGCAGAUAAAUAAUUGGAUGAAACGUUAUCUCUCUU